GACUGAUCGCAAGUGCAAACAGAAACAGUGAUUAACUCGAGAUGUUACGCGCCAUAUUCUUAAUGGUCGCCCUCGCGGCCUGUAUUGGAGUCAACGGUGAUGUGUUCGAGGAUACCUUCGACUUGAGCAGUGAGGAAUCGAUUGCCAAAUCGAUGAACGUCGCCUUUGGAGAGUACAGAAGUGAACUCGGACCUCUGCUGGAAGGUCCUGUGGAUAGUUCUAACAAGGAUGCCGCAGUCACUCUACGAUGUGCCAGCAGAUCUGAGCCCAACUUCAAAACAUUCCACGAUGACCGAAACUCAUGGAAAGAAUUGAAGUUCUCGCCAUCAUUAAUUAUGAUAGUCCAUGGUUGGCUGGAUAACUCAAAUGAACAUUGGGUUCAAAAAACGGCUCAUGAAUUGCUCAAAAUACGUGAUUCUACCAUUUGUCUUGUGGAUUGGAACUACCGUGCACGGUACAAUUACCGCCAAGCAGCUUUGGAACACACGCCAUUUGUAGCAGAUUUGAUUACCCGAUUUGUCCGAUACUCGAGCGAAGUGGGUGUACCAUUGGAAAAAGUUACCUUCAUUGGACACAACUUGGGAGCUCAUAUUUCUGGACAGGCUGGCAAGAGCCUUGGCGGAAGAGUUGGUGAAAUCUAUGGUCUGGAUCCUCUAGGACCUUUGUUUGAAUACCCUAAGGAUCGUGGAUUGCAAAUGCGUCUGGAUCAAAGCGAUGCGAAUUACGUUCAGAUCAUCGUCACUUCCAGACACGAGUUGGGCCUUGUUAAUGGCGAAGGUCACGAAAACUUCUACCCGAAUGGUGGUGAAUCAGCGUCGAACUGUCCCAUUCCGGAUACGAAUUCGAAGGAAUUGACGAGACGCAUUGCAUGCAGCGAGUGGGAGGCCACCGAAUUUUUCAAUCGAUCACUGAACCCAAACAAUAUAUACGAAGGAAGACAAUGCAAAGAUUGGCCGUCAUUCCUUGCACAUCGUUGCGAUUCCAACAAAGCUAACGUUUUGGGUAUUCACAGCCACAGAAUUGGUGGUGACUUCUAUUUGACCGCCGAGCCCAUACUUCCAGACAAACCUGCACAUUAGCUAUGUUUGGUAUAUAUUUUAUUAUAUAAGAUGACUGCAGUUAUCAGUAUUAUUUUUGGUGGUGGAUAUAUAAUGAUAAAUGGAAAACAUAACUUUAUUACUGAUCAGAAUAAAACAAACAGGAAAACGCAAAAAUAUUCCACUAAGAUAGUAUCCAGAAAAUCCAAUUGGUGAAUAUUCAAAAGUUCUAAUCUUCAUGUCAUUUUCUGCUGAUACAUCGUAUCUCAUUUCACGACAAAUCGGAUACUUUCAAUAAUGCUGUUUCUACCUAAUUCAUUUGAUAGUUUAGAUUUUUGACUUGUUGGUAGCUUUUCACUAAAUUUUCAAGAUAUUUUUUUGUCUUGAACAGAAUAUCUAAUCUGAUAGUUUAAGCAAAAACGUCAAAAUUUGUGCAAAAGCAAAUACUUUAUUCCACUCAAACUGAACUUUCUAUCAAAAGAAACACAAUUUGCAAUAUUUCUGUCUUCCUUUUUCAAAACAGUAUCUCAUUUUAUCAAAAUAGAAUAACACAAAAAUACAACGAAUCAUGCAUUUUCGAUAGAGCACAAUAGUAGUCCUGCGCAUGGAGUCCUGUCCUUAUCUAGAAACUUUGUAAUUUAAAGAUAUUGCUGUGUGCGUUUGAAAUGCAAAUAUCAAAUGCGGGAACACCAAACACGGUUAGAUUUUUCACAAGAAAUGCGGUCCUUUAUUCUAAUUCUUUAUUACUAUUCUAAGCAUUAAGAAAUAAAUCUUAUAUCUAAGUGUUUUGUGUUAGGCAACAC
Aedes aegypti (yellow fever mosquito) is the source of this 1840-nucleotide messenger RNA. RefSeq names its product pancreatic lipase-related protein 2. Gene Ontology annotation, molecular function: lipase activity. The record is from RefSeq and is a predicted model, not a curated record. The transcript is spliced from 2 exons. Bases 42 to 1079 code for a protein of 345 amino acids. Lineage: Eukaryota; Metazoa; Arthropoda; Insecta; Diptera; Culicidae.